Molecule: messenger RNA, 1110 nt
Organism: Physella acuta
Lineage: Eukaryota; Metazoa; Mollusca; Gastropoda; Physidae
Product: GTPase IMAP family member 1-like
Molecular function (GO): GTP binding
Source: RefSeq, a predicted model, not a curated record
AUGGUAAUAACCUGGUCCGAUGACCACUUGACCCUGGCAAUGUAUGAUAGAAAUGUUACGUCACUUCAAGAAUUAGACCUGAUUUUAAUUGGUAAUACUGGAACUGGCAAAAGCGCAACUGGCAAUUCCAUACUGGAUAAAAAAAAUGCAUUUGCAUCCAGCGGCAAUUUUAAUUCUGUUACCAAGUUUCCGGAAAAUGAUGCUUGCGAUUUUCUAAAUUACAGAAUACAAGUUGUUGAUUGUCCUGGUGUUUUUGAUACAGAGUUAAAGCCUAAAGAUGGUGAAACGUUGGUUAAGGCUGCUCUAACUUCUGCUAUUUUGACAAAUCCCAAAGGUUUUCAUUCGUUUAUUAUUGUUGUGAAUUAUGGAGGUCGGUUCACAUACUACGAUGUAGAAGCCAUAAAGAUUCUUAAAAAUAUUUUGGGGAGUGAUUUUUUGAACAUCUAUGGCAUAGUUGUAUUCACUCAUGGAGAUGAAUUAAAACGCGAUGGAAAAAGCUUGAAAGACUUGUUAGACAGUGCAACAGGAAACAUUAAAGAUUUACUGGAUGAAUGUCGAGGCAGGGUUGUUAUUUUUAAUAAUCUGAAUCCUGAUGAUAAAACAAAAUACGAGCAGAGACAGAAUUUGGUUGACAUGGUUGUCAAAUUAAAAUCAAAUGGCAAUAGGUACACAAAUGAGCAUUUCAAAAAAGCACAGAUAUUCUACAAACAGAUGAUAGACACAAAGGUGUUAAGUGUAGCCAAGGAUGAUGUAAAAACACAGAGUUGCAUAUUAGAUAAAAUUAGUAAAGCAGACUCUAAGACCACAAAAACUGAAUAUAAAGAAAUGUUGGAAGAAAUGGUCUGUUUUGAGUCGCGUUUAUCAAAAACAGAAAAUGUGAAGGAAUCGGUUAGUAACGUGUUGAUGAAUCUUAAACAAGCACGUCAUUUUGUAGAAGAGAAAAUCAAAGAAACAGAAAAUACCACACCUAUUAAGGGACAUGCAUCAUCUCAAGAUAUUAACAUAACAAGUGUUGUGUUAAAUUUCCAAGGAAUUAAACGAAAAUAUGAUGAAGAGUAUUUUUGCUCCAUUGAAAUGCUAUGGUAUCAGUCUAAAACAAAUAUUAAGUAA